AUGGCAUCAGAGCCAUCUUCAGGGCAUCAGCCCGCUAACGACAAGGGUUCUGCGCCAACCCCAUCGGAUCCCAACCUGGUUACCUGGAAUGGGCCUGACGACCCAGAGCACCCGAAGAACUGGACGCCAUUUCAAAAAUGGACCUCGAUCAUUCCUAUGUCUCUGUUCAACUUCCUCUCCUCCAUGAGCUCGGCCACCAUGGCCCCGGCUUUGACAAGCAUCCACAGCGAUCUCGGCUUCACAUCGACUACCCUGAGCAUCCUGUCGUUGACGAUUUUUGUAUUGGGGUCCGCUUUCAUUCCUCUUAUGACAGCACCCCUCUCCGAAGUCUUCGGCAGAUCAUUUGUGCUGCAGUCAAUGAAUCUGUUUUACAUCCUCUUCAACACUCUUUGUGGUGCCGCAACAUCUCCAAAUGAACUCAUCGUCUUUCGGUUUUUCGCCGGUAUAGGGGGUGCAGGUCCUUUUGCAAUAGGAAGCGGGAUCAAUGCCGACUUGUUUAAACCGCAUGAAAGAGGCCAAGCGAUUGCUCUAUUUACUUUGGCACCCUUGCUUGGUAUAGUCAUCGGCCCAAUUGCUGGAGGAUUUCUCGUCCAGUAUGUUAGCUGGCGAUGGUGCUUCUACGUUGUGUCUAUUGUCGGAGGGGCAACUCAAAUAUUGGGCCUCCCCUUUUUCCGUGAAACCUACGCCCCCGUUCUACUUCAGCGACGCUGUAAACGGUUACGGAAGAGCACCCAGAAUCCCGCUCUCUAUACAGAACACGAUAGGACUUCUCUGCCCCGGCUCCUCCGCGUGAGCCUCACUCGACCAUUCAAACUUCUUGGAACCCAACCCGUUGUACAAGUAUGGAGCCUAUACUGCGCGUUCCUUUGGGGAAUUCUUUAUCUUCUCAUCGCCACGUUCCCAGAUGUAUGGACGGUUACGUACGGUGAAUCAGUCUCAAUCGGCUCUCUCAACUAUAUUUCAUUAUUCAUUGGGAUGGGUGUCGCGUCGCAGCUGGGAACCCGCUUGGCUGACAUGUUUUAUGUACGGUUAUGCGCAAAAAACGGCGGCCGGGGACUACCUGAAUAUCGACUUCCUGUUCUUAUGGUAGGGGCAAUUCUCGUCCCCAUCGGUCUGUUUUGGUAUGCUUGGAGUGCUCGUAAGAGUAUCCACUGGAUUAUGCCGAAUAUUGGAGCCGCUAUCUACAGCGCUGGUACUCUCAUUGAGGUUCUCUGCGUAACGGGCUAUAUCAUUGACACAUACCAAAAAUAUGCUGCUAGCGCCAUGGCAGCUAUAUUUGUCUUGCGAAGUAUUUUGGCCGUUGUCUUACCACUUGCUGCACCGAGCUUGUACGCUAAUCUGGGCUUUGGCUGGGGGAAUACCCUACUUGGACUAGUUGCGAUAUUUGUGGGGAUUCCAGCACCCAUUUUGCUAUGGUAUUAUGGGCCUACUUUGAGACACCGGAGCCCAUAUGCCAGGGAUGAUUGA
Molecule: messenger RNA, 1467 nt
Organism: Aspergillus puulaauensis
Lineage: Eukaryota; Fungi; Ascomycota; Eurotiomycetes; Eurotiales; Aspergillaceae
Product: putative MFS transporter
Exons: 5
Coding region: 1-1467 (488 amino acids)
Biological process (GO): transmembrane transport
Molecular function (GO): transmembrane transporter activity
Source: RefSeq, a predicted model, not a curated record